Triticum urartu is the source of this 3782-nucleotide messenger RNA. Lineage: Eukaryota; Viridiplantae; Streptophyta; Magnoliopsida; Poales; Poaceae. The record is from RefSeq and is a predicted model, not a curated record.
ACGUUCUCCUCUGCUCCGUCUCCGACGAACUCGUUGCGACACCCAACCAAACCGCGACGCAACGCAUCCAAAAAGGGCAACCAACAAAGUUCGCUGCUCCUUUCUCCCACAUCUCGCUUUCCGCAUCCUCCUCUCCCCACCUUCGCUUUCUGCAUCCCCGCUUCCGCCCAAAAAAAUCCCCCCUCAAUCCCGCCCACUCGAUUUCCCCCUGAAUCCCCCCCCCCGAACCAACCCGUUGACCCGAUCUCCCCGUGUUUUUUUUCAAUUCAAUUCGUCCGCCGCCGAUUUUCCCCCGCUCGUCGUCGAACUGAAUCGCGCCGUCCGUGGCGCGGCGGCGGCGGUUGACCCUUUCGCGCUAGGGUUCGGGCUCGGGGACGAUGGCCAGCCACGGAGCUGCGCCGGCCGCCGGAUCCGACGCCGCGCGCGUCGAGGUCAGCGGCACAGGCCAGACAAACCAGCCUGCUUAUCCGCCUUUAGUUUCUGGGGAUCAUUCAUGGUCCUCUACAACUGGCGCAGCAGCAGCAGGUUCGUGGAACUACCCAGUGGCCAAUCAAAGUCAAGACGCAGUAUACUAUGAUCCGCAAAGGGAUGUAUCGGUUUCAGGAGAUAAUCAAAAUGUGGCGAGCAGUGCGCCUCCUGCUGUACAGUCGACUAUGGGCUUGACAAAUGCAAGUCAUUCUCAUGUGCCUUACUCAAGUUCACUUCAGCAUGGCUACAAUCCUGCAGAAUAUGCAAACUAUUACUAUAACUACCCACAAGCAACAAAUAGUUGUUCUGUGCAGCAAGGAGGAGCAAACCAACAUUCAGGUGCAGCUUAUCAGCCUCUUACUUCAUUUCAGAAUUCUGGGUCUUACGUUGAUCCUGCAAGUAACACAUAUUACAAUGCUGGUGGUCACCAGACUGCGCCAGGAUAUGCAACCACCAACUAUUAUUAUCAGACCGACACUCGUAAUGAUGGAAGCUCAGCAAACAAUUAUGCCCAGUCAUACCAGAACUACCCAUCCUCCGAUACCAAUGCAGCCCAAAGUUCCAGUACAGUGCCUGCCAAUUCUUUCUUAUAUCAGCAACAGUACAACCAGUGGCCAUACUAUUACAAUCACUCUGUGCCAACUCCUGCUGGCAAUCCAGUUGCUGGGAGCAGCAACAUAGAUAAUACAGUCGUUAACACCACUUCUGGUUACUCUUAUCCUAGUAUGGAGCCACCUCCGCCGGGUACUACACCAUGGAAAAGUAAUUCAGGUGCUUCUGUUGCACCUCCUGUACAGGCUCCAAGCGUUCCAGAACCUCAAAAUCAGUACGUCCAACAAGCGCAAGUAACUCCAGGGUUCCAAAACCAGUAUGCCUAUCAGGCACCAGGUGUCCCAGUGUCUCAGAACUACUACGCCAGCCAGGCACCAGCAUACCCACAAAACAAUAUGAAUGUGAAUCAAGUACCUUUGAACAACCAUGGUGAUCAACAGAAGAGUCCAAAUAUGCAGGGUUCUUUGACGACAGGUAUUUACAGUAGCGAAAACAAAACACAGAUUCCGACCAUUCCUCGAAUUGCUCCUGGUUUCUCUAUGGUAAUACCAAAGAGUGAGAAGAAAAUUGUAGGUGCUGAUUUGGCAAAGAAACCUGCCUAUGUUAGUGUUUCUGUGCCGAAGAAUGAUGACAAAGCAGUUCAAAAUGGUUCAGACGCUAGAUCUCUCCCUUUUUCGCUGCGUAAUUAUGCCAUGAGGAAUCUUAGCCGUUGCAAGGAUGAGGCCCAGAGGGCUGCUUGCCAAACCAUGAUACAACAGAUCACAAGCAAAGCUAUUAGCAAUGGAACCCUCCUUACUAAGAAUUGGGACACUGAACCGCUGAUUCCUUUGCCAGAGAAUCUUUUGACCAUGACCGAAACAAGCAGUGCAAACAAUUCAAGUUCCUUGCCAACAUCUUCUACCCCUAAAAGACGGCUGAAAAGUAGGUGGGAGCCUGUUCCGGAAGAAAAGGUUACUGAAAAGGUGGAGCCACUAGCAAAAGCAUUGAUGAAUGGAUAUGUCCACAAUAAUUUGAAAGCCCAAAAUACGAUGGGUAACAGUUGGAAUUUAGGGAAGUCUCUCCAGUCUCCACAUGCACCUUCAAGCAAAAUCAGCCACCGGCUUUCCAAGAAGCAAAAGAUGGGUAGUUAUUCAAGUGUGGUACAAAAUGGAAACACUUCAAGUGAUAGUGAUAAGGAGAAGGACCUGACCAAAUAUUACGCCAAUGCAUCAGCAUUAGCAAACUCACCAGAGGAAAAGAAACGCAGGGAGCACAGAUCUAAGCGUUUUGAGAAGAGUAAGGAUUCACCAUCAAAGUCAAGAAAUUCUGCAGUGAAUAAAGAUGCCAUGGCUCGUAUACAUACAAGAAGACCCAUUUCAGCUCUUGUUACUGGAAGUUAUAAAGAUGGCAGCAGCUUGGCCGUCGAGGAUAUGGACUGGGAUGCACUGACAGUCAAGGGAACAUGUCAAGAAAUUGAGAAGCGAUAUUUACGCCUCACGUCAGCGCCUGAUCCUUCCACGGUAAGACCAGAACAUGUCUUGGAGAAGGCGCUUUCCAUGGUUGAAACAUCUCAAAAGAAUUAUCUUUACAAGUGUGAUCAACUGAAAUCUAUUCGCCAAGAUCUUACGGUUCAGAGGAUCCAGAAUGAACUGACUGUGAAGGUUUAUGAAACUCAUGCGCGUUUAGCACUGCAAGCUGGUGAUCUACCUGAAUUUAACCAGUGCCAGUCACAACUGAAGAGGCUAUAUAGAGAGGGAAACAAUGGUUGUUAUUUUGAAUUCUCUGCCUACAAUUUGCUCUGCGUCAUGCUACACUCUAAUAACAAACGUGACCUGUUGUCAUCAAUGGCAAGCUUGUCAAAAGAAGCCAAACAAGAUGGAGCUGUCAAGCAUGCCCUUGCAGUUCAUGCUGCUGUUUCAUCUGGCAAUUAUGUAAUAUUUUUCAAAUUAUACAAACAAGGGCCCAACUUGAACUCUUGCCUCAUGGAUCUAUAUGUGGAGAGGAUGCGUUUCGAGGCUAUAAAAUGUAUGUCUAGAUCAUAUCGUCCCACGGUACCUGUGGGGUAUGUUGCACAGGUUUUGGGAUUCUUACUAGAUGGGGAGGACAGAUUGGAAGAAUGUGAAAUAUGGUUAAAAGCACAUGGUGCCGUUCUUUCAGUAGAUAACAGUGGAGAAUUGCAGAUAGACACAAAGGCUUCUUCUAGUACGCUUUUCAUGCCGGAGCCAGAGAAUGCGGUUGCACAUGGUGACGCGUCACUUGCAGUUAACGACUUCUUUGCACGUACAUUGUAGAAGGUGUACACUCAUCGGCGUGUUGGUGCAUAUGGAUGCAUUGCACAUGCUCGGAUGAGAAUACGCUGUUAUGUGCCACAGGAACAUGAAAUGGAUCAGCUUGAGAAGCCCAAGAGUGCUUCUUUGCCUAGAAGGUUGGAGCGAGGAUAGAAAGCCACACUGGACUAUGGGCAUGUCCACUCGAUGGCUGCAGUUGCACAGCUCCGGUGAGCUGCCGCAAGGCAAAUUCGGAGCAUUGACCAACACCAGCGACGGCUACCUGCUGACAGCCACAUUUAUCUGUCGGGCCGCUAUCUGAGUGAAAUGUUUACAGAAACCUCAUAUUUGUUUGUAAAAGUUUUAGAACAACUAUAAUUUUGUGUUUUGUAUCAGGCAAUUUAUACACUAGGUGUAGGGGAAAAGAUAGGGACGAGAAAGAUUCGGAAAUUUAUUUGUAAAACAGACACACAGCCAAUCCUCUUAAUUUAUGAAAACAUCUCUUCUUUUUGCCAA